AUGCCUAGCUCAAUCACACAUAGCAGAAAGUGUGAUAGGCCUCCAUUGCGAUUUGUCAUAUUCACUGGAGAUAAAGAAGAUGCGGAAGUGAUUUUAAAGAACGUAAAAGAACGUUUUAACCUGGAUGUUUCAUCUAAAAGUUUGGAAUGUAUUCGUUUGCGAACUCGUCCUCUAUUGGAAGCUUCUAUGUAUCCUUACUGUACUCUCUUGUUGCAAAUGUUAGCAGGAUUUAUUGUUGGUAUGGAGGCGCUACUCAAGUGUAAUCCGGAAGUUUUCAUAGAUACUAUGGGUUAUCCUAUGACUUUGCCAGUUUUCAGGUGGAUUGCUGGAGCAAGAGUGGGAUGUUACGUGCAUUAUCCCACUAUAUCUUCAGAUAUGAUAGAAGGGGUAAGAAGUAGGAAACCUGCUUUUAACAAUCCAGAAUGGAUUGCCAGAAGUAAUUUUUCAACUACUCUGAAGGUGUUAUACUACCGUUUGUGUACAAUUAUUUAUCGCGUUUGUGGUAUAUCCAGUGAAGCUGUCAUGGUUAAUGGAAGUUGGACAAAAAACCAUAUUGUAAAUUUGUGGAAAAUCCCGGCGCGUACUUUCCUCGUCUACCCCCCUUGUGACGUUGAUUUUUUUAUGAAGCGAAAUUCCAAUGCAGAAUCACUGUUACAAGAAGAAAAGUUUGUCCAAAUUCUAUCAGUAAGUCAAAUCAGGCCGGAGAAAAAUCAUGAGUUGCAACUUCGAGUUUUUAGUAAGGUUAAAGAGUGGGCGUUGGAUAGCCGACAAGAUUUGAAGUUUCAUUUUGUGAUAUGUGGCGGUUGUCGAAAUGAGGAAGAUAAUGCGCGGGUGAAAGAGUUGAAGAUUCACGCAGAAGCUCUGGGGCUAACAGCCGAUGAUUUGGAAUGGGCUUUGAACGUUCCUGUUGAAAGGCUCUCAGGUUUGGCAGAAACUUUUGUUUUUGUGUUUUUAUAUUUUAAUCUGCUGUCAGCGUUAUUGCCACUUUUUCCUCAGAGGUCUUUGAUUGGCAUUCAUACGAUGAAUAAUGAACAUUUCGGGAUUUCUGUCGUUGAGGGACUUGCAGCUGGCCUAAUUAUGGUUGCACACAAUUCAGGAGGGCCUAAAAUGGAUAUCAUCACAGAAAGUAAGGAUCCGAAACUCGGAUUCCUUUCGAGCAGUGCAGAAGAAUACCUUGAUAGUAUACAAAGAAUUUUAAAACUGACUUCUGAGGAGAGGAAUUCAAUGCGCAAGGCCGCGAAAUCGCAUAUUAUGCGCUUUACGGAAAAAGAAUUUGAUUCAAGUUGGAAUAAUUCCAUCUUGACUUUGAUACCUUAA
Messenger RNA from Enterobius vermicularis (human pinworm), 1317 nucleotides. Lineage: Eukaryota; Metazoa; Nematoda; Chromadorea; Rhabditida; Oxyuridae. The record is from the annotation of a GenBank genome assembly.